AUGAAGUCUUCAGCCCAGCAGGAGAAAGUGCUAGUCUGACACUGAUCCUGCUAUUGCAUUAACUGCAUUGUGAAUGAGGAGGCUCUUGUGCAAACGAGGCAUGAGUUGCAUGAUUGGAUGGAUGAUUGGAAAGUUGUUACCAUUGCUCCAGACAGCUCAGUGGCAACAACCAGGCAAGCCAGAGAGGAGAAUACCCUUGACCAUGACACAGCAUCUCACUUAGCUGACCUUGCAGCAAAUGGAAGUACUGUUGCCAUAGCACACAGACCAUCAGUUCAAUGCAUUAAGGGCCAGCAGGUUCUCAAGGGACACUUACCUGAGAGAGAACAUUCAUGA
This is a messenger RNA of Pocillopora meandrina, 336 nucleotides long. The record is from the annotation of a GenBank genome assembly. NCBI's taxonomy places the organism in Eukaryota, Metazoa, Cnidaria, Anthozoa, Scleractinia, Pocilloporidae.